UCAAUGGAGGUGGGGAGCAGUGCCGCUCCCUAACACAGUGGCAGAGUGGCUGGUGAAAGGCCAGGACAUGUAAGUCAGCAACUUCCUACAGGGCCCCUUCCCCAGGGCUGGGAGCCAGGGCCUACGUGGGCAGCUUUAGAUAUAGGGGAGGGACCAACUAGGAAAUGGACCAAGCGAGGUUCUUUCUGAGCUGCAGUGUCUGCUCUGAAAAAAUCCAAACAUUUCCUGUUGUUUGAAAAAUCUGCCCCGACGGAGGAUGGAUCCUCCAGAAAGAGGCAAUAGCCAGAAAAACCUGGAUGUGUGGUAACCUGCACAGGGCCUGGCUCUUCUCCAGUAAACCCUGCCCAUGACAGAUGGUCAAAGGGGGUAGGGAUCCCACCUUGAAGGCAGGGUGGGGUGUGUCUCUUCUUCUUGGAGAAGCCUGUCCCUGACUUGCUGUGGCAGCACAUCUCUUCCACCAACCCUACAUCUGCCAACAUGGAGCUAGCUGUCCCUGCAAUCCCUCUUGUUGCGGGUAUCGACCAGCGAGAUGUGAUGUUAUGCGUGGUGUUGUUCACUGGUUUGUAGAAAGGCCUUUCAUGUGGAGCAGUCAGAUUUUACAGUGCUGUGCACUGGAUCUCUGGAACAUGUUUGACAAGCCGAACAAGGAUGCUUUUCAUGUGGUUGCGCGCUUCUUGUUUACUAAACUGGAUCAUUCACGCUCAGUAGAGGCUUUCCGAUUUUGUUGCCCUCCAGCGGAUAAAAAGGGAGAUGCUGAAUUCAGGAAGCAGUGCUGCGAAUGGCUAAAAAAAAUUUCAGAUGAAUGUGGAAACAGUUUUCCCCCUGUUGUAGCCUCACUAUUUCUGUCUCCUGGUGGUCCUAAAUUUAUUCAUCUAAUGUACCACUUUGCAAGAUAUGUAAUAGUACAACAUAUGAAAAAAGAUUGUGAAGACACCAAUGUACAUUUUCCGGAAGCCGUGAAUUCAAGGCCUCAUGACUCAUAUAAGGCAGCAGCAAGAUACAGGGUGGCAUGUAUUAGAUUUUUACAGUCUAUACAAAGGGAAGAUUUUGUAAUUCGAGAGUAUCAAAGAAAAGCACAAUUAUUGACUAAACAAAUACGAGAUGCAAGAUCUGAAUGUGCAGAGCUGCACAAACUGCUUCAAAAAAUGGAGCAAAAUAACCAAAAGCAAAGUAACAAAGCGGAGAGAGCUCAAAAGGUUCGCUCCAGGUGGGCAUCUGUAAUGGAAACCCUUACAUUCUUGGAAAAGGAAAAAGAAGUUGUAGAUUCUGUUGUUGAUGGUCACGUGGACCAGUAUGCUUUAGAUGGAACUAAUGUCACUAUCAACGUUCCAAGGCUGCUGCUUGAAAAAAUUGAAAAUCAAAUGUACAACUUGCAUAUAGGAAAUAUAUAUGAAGCUGGAAAACUCAAUCUGUUAACAGUCAUUCAGUUAUUAAAUGAAGCACUGAAGAUUUUAAGACAUGAACGUCAACAAGUUGACCAUGAGGCACUGAAACUAGAUCUUCAGUACAUUGAAGGGAAGACCAAAUUUCAGAAUAAAAUUUUAUUGGGUCUGAAGUCCAUGAGGCACAAACUGAAGCGAGAGGAUCACGUGUCGAUAGUGGAAUCAAUUGCUGAAAAACAAAGAGAUUGGGAUAUGAAGUGGGAAAACUUCCUUGGGCAGUCUCCCUUUAGUUUAAUUAAAGAUCAGAAUCCAGUACUUGAUUUGUUACCAGCUAUGUCUCCUCUUUCUUUUGAUCCUGCAACAGAAGAGGCUUAUAAAAGCAGUGUCUUCUGUAAAUAUCCAGCAUCAAUUCCAGAUACGCCAAAAAGGGAUUGUCAAGCAAAUGACGAUAAGAGAGAGGAUGCAGCAUUGGAAAGUAUCAUGGACACAACAUCUACAGGAAGGAUGCUCUCACACUUGCAGUCAGCUACACAGAGCUUUCUCACAGCUGAACCCAGCAGUGUGGUACUUGAAAAGGAUGUACAUACUACAACUCCCAAAAGGAAAGAACGGUCUGUUUCUCAAAAAAUCUUAAAAUAUGCAGUUCACAAACCUAGACCAACAGAAGCUUGGAAGAACGAAGACACUCAUGUACUCCAAUCACCAAGUGCAGUUAAAAGAGAAGAUCCUGUUAAGAAAGCACAAGAGCAACUGGCAGAAGAGGUUGCAGAUGUAGUGGUAUCAGAAUCGACUCAGGGCGGUGGUGGAAAAGGAAUGGAGUUAGAUGACCUAAUUGGCUCAUUGGCUUCUAACCCUUUCUUAACAAGGAAACAGAUCCCACGAACUCCAGAAAAUCUGAUUACUGAAAUUAGAAGCUCAUGGAGAAAAGCUAUUCAAGCUGAAGUUCCUUCAGAUACAGAGUUGGUUCAGACUAAAAUGGUGACAAAAGAAGCUCCAUUGGAUCUAGAGUCUGCAAUUUGUAGCCGAAUAGAUACUAGCAUGGCCUGCUUUAUGUCUUCAUCUCACAUGUCUGACCCUAAUGCUUCUAACUUAUUAGAAGGGAAAUCUUCAUUAAGUUGGAUGACACCUGCACCUAAAAAGCAGUUGGUGGUUAGCCACAUCAGUGAAUCACCAACACAGAUACCAGCUACAAGAAUGCCAGAUAACAAAAGAUCUUGGGAGCUUGGAUCAAAACAUACUGUUUCAAGUAAAAGUCUCACAGAAGAUCCAGAAGAAUCUGUCUUUCCAGCUGUAGAUAAGAGCAUGAAUCCUCUGGAUAAUAGUGCAGAGGGAUAUAUUAAAACAGAUGCUCUAUCACCUUAUCUUUGUCAGAAUUCUUCAAUGCAUACAACUCUGUCGUGGGAUGCUUCUCAAAUGGUAAGUGGUACUAGUUCAGACAGUCAUGAAGUUAUCCAGUUUGGAAUACUACAUGAGACUCUUCCAGAGGAACUUGGCAACAUAAGUCUUAAUAGCUCUAAAAGUUUAGAGACUGAUGAUGAAGUCGAAGGUAAUUCAAGGGAUAGCAAGUCCUUAGAAAACAUAGUGAAAAAUGAUUGGGCUGCUCAAGAAUGCAAACUGGAUUUACAGUCUAUUCGCAACAGGUAUGAAGCACUGAAAAAGACAGUUUUUGGAAAUGAGGCAGAUUCAUUUCAGUCACCUUCUAGAAGACAAUUUCUGAGGUGUGGAUCUGAGAGAAACCUUACUCCAGGAUGCACAGAAACAAAAGAAGUAUUUAGUCCUCUAGGAAAACUCUAUGCAUUGGAUGCAGAGUAUAUCAAGACACCUUCACACAUGUCUCUUUUUGAAAGAAGGCAUACUCUUUCUCCACUGAUUGCAUUUUCUCCAGUUCAAGCACAAAAGAAACCUAGAGACUUCCUGCAUAACUUGAAGGAAGAAGAGAAUUUGAAGGAGAAGCUGGAUGCAAAAGAAUCCUCAUCAGAUAUAAAGACACGUAAAGAUGAAGCAGUUUCACACUUAAUAGAAUUAUGAUGCACUUGGAUGUGUAAUGCUUGUGUUCUAAACAAUUAGACUCAUAAUUAAAAUGCUAUUUGUUGUUUACAUUUUUCAAACCCAUUUCAGACUGAAAUUCUGCCAAUACAUACAUUUAAAUGCUUAUUUUAACUAACCUGGGAAGAAAUUUCCUUAGUGUACAGUGUCCAUGAAGGCUCAAUUCUUUCUUUGGUCAUUAGUCAGAGGGACUUGGAGAUUUUUGACCAUUGAUAUGAGAAGACUAGUAGUCGGAUGUGUGGAAUCAAACAUUUUGUUGGAUUGUGUGGUUAAGUCAUGCACACUGAAACGCCUGAGGCUGACGCGACUUCCUAAAACAGUUCACAUUUUAAUCUGAAGUAUUAAAUAAAAAUAAAAAAACUAGUCAAGGACCCUGUUGAAAAAUGACAUUUAACCAUGUGCAUUAUAAGAUAUGAAGGAUAUCAUCCUUUAAUUUUUGAAGUCUAGCAAAAUUGGAACUUUAAUUACCACACAUUGUGAAGGGACUUUGUAGAAGAAAGAGGAUGGAUUCUUUUAAAGGCCACCUCCUACCCAGUUCCCUGUUUGGGAAUGACGUUUGCCUCCCAAUCUGACUUGUCAGGUUUAUUUUAUGGAGGCCCUUGUUGGGGCACCAGCUCUGGUGCUCUAACUCCACAGCAGCAUGAUUCCACUGGUGGUACCCUUGGUUAUAGCAUUGUUUGUCAGGAGAAAUGAUGGGGCUAUUCAGAAAAGGCAUGGAGACCUUUCCAGGUUGGACUGAAGGGGGAUAAAUUUUUAUCCAUUCUGCCCUGGCCCAUUGUAAGCCACAGAAAACUUCUGCAUAUUCAGAUCAAGGUGUGGGUAUGAUUUAGCCUAAUUUAUUGACUUGCAAGGGAAGAGAAUGAAUUUGGUAAGAUGGAGCACUGAUGUCUAUGGUCUCCCAUAAACAAACCCCUUGAUUUAAAACUCUGCCUUUAGUUCUACUUGAACAGUCAUGUCCCCAAAGUGUGGAAAGAUUUAGGGAGAGUGGAGUCAAGUGGAAGAAAGGCAUAUGAAGAGUAGGACAAAGGAAUGCUCACAAACACUGUAACUGAGCCCACUAACAAGAUCAAUUAGAAAUCCACUUGUGGGUUAAAGUAAUUUAGGAUUUUUUUGUCUAACUUUAGAUUUCAUGUUUGACUUUGUCUUGUGUUUAUUUAAACUUUUUUAAAUAGUUAAUUAAAAUGAAACCGUUUUCAGUCUUGUUACAGAAAUAUUUAAUUUUAUAAACUUCAUCCUGCAACCUCA
Molecule: messenger RNA, 4673 nt
Organism: Chelonia mydas (Green sea turtle)
Lineage: Eukaryota; Metazoa; Chordata; Testudines; Cheloniidae
Gene: HAUS6
Product: HAUS augmin like complex subunit 6
Exons: 17
Coding region: 540-3410 (956 amino acids)
Biological process (GO): spindle assembly
Cellular component (GO): HAUS complex; mitotic spindle microtubule
Molecular function (GO): microtubule binding
Source: RefSeq, a predicted model, not a curated record